This is a messenger RNA of Stomoxys calcitrans (stable fly), 6671 nucleotides long. RefSeq names its product nipped-B protein (gene Nipped-B). Gene Ontology annotation, cellular component: Scc2-Scc4 cohesin loading complex. The transcript has a single exon. The coding region runs from base 401 to 6469 and encodes 2022 amino acids. The record is from RefSeq and is a predicted model, not a curated record. Gene Ontology annotation, biological process: replication-born double-strand break repair via sister chromatid exchange; regulation of gene expression; establishment of protein localization to chromatin. Lineage: Eukaryota; Metazoa; Arthropoda; Insecta; Diptera; Muscidae. Gene Ontology annotation, molecular function: chromatin binding.
UUUCCGCGAAUCGUUUAAUCGAUUAAUCGGUAGCUACAAGCUACAUUCGUGAAUUUGUGCCAAAAUUGCUUUGUAUUUGUUUUGUAAAAUCAACAUCGUAAUUUUAGUGCUGGGUAAUUAUUGUUCCAUGGUUUAUGCUCAGAUAUUUGAGCAUACUGCAACAAUUAAUCUAUUGCUCACUCUGGACGUAAUUUGUGAAAGAACUAUAAAAGGAGGAAUGAACAGAAAUCCAUAAUUACCGAGCGUUUAUACGCCACUUGCACCUGAGACAUUGCUGCUGCUGCUGAAAUCGGAAAUAAAAAUCGGAUUGAGAUAUUAAAAACACAUUCCUAAAUGAAUAUAUGCAUGCGUUUAUGAAUUUAUACUGAAAUAAGGCAAAAAUAUAAGGUAUAAAUUCGCCAUGAGUGAGCUAGAAAUUCCCAGUGUACCGGUGACGACAUUAGCUGGCCUUACAAGUUUAUCAGAUCUAUUGAGUGAGCUGCCAGUUUCCGAAUGUUUUGGAAACUCAAAUUCCUUUAACAAAUCGUUGCUCUUUCACACAUUAGUUGCAAGCGAGUCUCAAAAUUUGCUUUCACUGCGCGAUGACGAGCUGACUAAGCAGCUAGUUGGGGCUAUUGGGAAAUCAAAUGCUGAGGAGAUCGAACUAAAGCCAGAAUUUGCCGUUCAGCAGCCGUUUGGAGCGAACAUUAUUAGUACAUAUCCUGAACUAUUGCAGGGAAUUUAUAGUUUUCAUCCCACUGUAUUUGAUACUUCGCAACGAUUAGAAAUUCAAAAUGUUUCUGGGAACAGCGUACUGCAAUGUGUACCUGGCUAUGUCCAAGAAGCUAUGUCACAGGAAGCAUGUGACCUGGGCCACACAAGCCAACCAGGAAUCAGUCAUGUAGCCCCAGCAAUAGACAAAACUUGUAAGAACGAAGACACAACAGAAGCAGAGGUGAAUAAUCCUCCCAUAGAUACACAAAGUAAUACAAACUGUAUGCCAGAAUCGGAAAAGAUCGAUGAUAAGGGCCUCUUGCAAGAGCAAAAUACUUAUUCUGAGGCGAAUUUUCAAAAUGCUACCAAUAACCAGCAGAAGAACAUUGCGACACCACCUACUAAAAUUGAAGCAGUAUGUGAAAAUGAACAGCCAGUUCCAGGAAAAGCCGUCGUUGGGCCGUCUGCGGGCGGCGUUAAGAAAACUCAUCCCCUGGUACGUAUUAAUCGAUUAAAAACAGAGGAUGUACGUCUUAUGCAACAAAGUAUUAAAGAAUUUAUACAAAAGUCACCAGGGUUUUCGAAGAAACUGGGGCUAAAGGGAAAUGAACCCGGCACCGAAAAAUCAGAUGAAAAGCAAAGUCUGGCUCAGCCCGAUUCCUUAGCAAAAACGAGCCCUGAAACAAAAAUUAAAACUCCAAUUGACAGCAAAACGAAGACAGUGGAGGACACCUUUAACAUAAUGAAGGCAAAUGAAACGAAGCAGACUUCAAAGCGAAAACUACCGGUUUCCAUUGAUGAUAUUCCGCCAGAUCAAAUCUAUUCUAAGCCCAAAAUUCGUCGUGUGGAACGAGUACUUUCGGUGCUGCCGCCCAAAUGUUCCAAAGACGAUGUUGUACGCUCGCAAACAUAUCAGCAAUUUAUGCGAUAUAUGGAUCAAAUAAUUGAACUGCUAGACGACACUGAGUCCCCCAAUUUUGAGUCGGAUGAGGUAGACGAAAACAUAGAAUGUAUCUCUUCAAAGAUGUUAAAUGCUAUGAGCAACGAUGUCGCAAAGCUUAAAGCCAAGAACGCUCUUGAUCUAAUACCAAAAAACAAGCUUACCUUACUCAUCAACUAUGCCAUGCGCAAUGUGUACUUGGCUAAAAAUUACUCGUGCGGCCCCGAUGACGAGGACGAAAUUGUGGACGACGAUGUCAUGGACAAAAUUCUGAACGCUCUUGAAGCCUGUCUUCUCGUUUGCAAUAUCUACUCAACCGUCAACGAUUUGAAGUUCUUACAAGAGGAUAAUAUCGCUCUAAUUAUCAAAUUUAUGCAAUUUCAGUUGAGAGAGACCCUUUUUCCAUCAUACGACCCUGUGUACACGGUUAAGAGUGUAAAGAAGAACGACAACCGGAAGAAAUUGAAGAAUCACCAAAAUCACAAUCGGAAUCUGCAUCUGCUCUAUUCCAAGGUAGUCGAGCUAAUGAAGGUAUUCGUUAUGUUAUUUGAUAAGUGCAUUUUUGUUGAUACUAUCGUCUUGCCAUUAUCUGCUUUGUCCAUUGAGCCAUUCUUUGUAGACAAUAUUGAAACUCUUCAAUUUGUUUGCCUGGAACUAGUUACCACCAUAUUUAGGAAGGAGCACUAUGAUAAAAUUCGCAGCAGCAUUCUUGGGGACAUUCUAUCUUCUAUAGACCGCCUGCCGUCUUCGAAAAGAAAUCUGCGCCCUUUUAAAGUAACCAAUAAUGGGGGAAACAUUCAAAUGGUCACAGCAUUGGUUUUGCAGCUAAUCCAAUGUGCAACUAUACUGCCCGACACGCUGUGCUCCAACGACUAUGAAGCCAAGAAAGCAGCAGCCAGCUCAAGUGAAGGCGAAAAGAAAGAGGGCUCAUCCAAAACAAAGAAGGACAACUCCGAUGUGGUGGUAUUGAAGAAGUACGAUGUUGCUGUCAGUAUUGGCGGUAACUUUCUGACAACUUUUCUUAACAAGUGUAAGUCUCGCAAUAAUGAGACAGACUUCCGCCCUCUUUUUGAGAAUUUUAUUCAUGAUCUGCUGUCGACGGUUAACAAGCCCGAAUGGCCCGCUUCAGAAUUACUCCUUUCGCUACUUGGAACUAUGCUAGUUCGUUACGUCUCAGAUAAGUCCAUUGAGCAAAGUAUACGUUUAGUCUCUUUGGACUAUUUGGGUAUUGUGGCUUCACGCCUGCGCAAGGACACUGUGGAAUCACGAUGCAAGGUAAACAUUAUAGACUCCAUGAUAAAAUCCAUUAAGGCGGAACAAGAAAGAGAGGGGGACUUGUUGAUGCCUGGGGAUAAUAAAAUUAAAUUGGACCAAGAAGAAGAGCGCACCGAAUUUCUUCAAAUGAUUCUAUUGGACUUCUUAGCCGUCAACGCCCAGGAGGAGAAUUUAAUUUGGGACUAUGCGCGUCAUUUUUACCUGGUGCAAUGGUAUCGCGAUGUUAUCUAUCAACGUCGCAAAAUAGCAGAAGGUGACAAACGCUAUGCCAGCCGUAAGAAGACUGCAAAGAAUAGGCGCAAAACAUCACAUCAAAAGGCGGCAUCCUCUGACUCGUCGUGCGAAGAAAGUGAUGCAGAGAGUGGGGAAGACGAUAAAAUAACAAUCGACGUGGACAAUCCUAAUGCAUCUGUGGUGGACCAAGAGCUAAAUCUGGAGAUUUUCAAGUGUUUGGAAGAGCGCAAAAAUUAUCUGCUCUCAAAGAUAAGACCAUUUGCCUCUCCUGCCGACAUCAAUAACCACACCACACAACAUAUCAAGACAUACAUUGACUACAACAAUGCGCAGCUAAUAGCCCAAUAUUUAGGUGCAAAACGUCCAUUUAGCCAGUCCUUUGAUGGCUACUUAAAGAAAAUAAUACUCGUGGUCAACGAACCCUCCAUUGCAGUCAGGACUCGAGCCAUGAAGUGCUUAGCAAAUAUUGUGGAGGUGGACCCAUUGGUACUCAAACGUAAAGAUAUGCAGGUGGGCGUUAACCAGAAGUUCUUAGAUGCCGCCAUAUCUGUGCGAGAAGCUGCCGUCGAUUUGGUGGGCAAAUUCGUUCUCAGCAACGAGGAAUUAAUAGAUCAGUAUUACGACAUGUUGUCAACGAGAAUACUGGACACUGGUGUAUCUGUAAGGAAGCGUGUCAUCAAAAUUCUUCGUGAUAUUUGCAUAGAAUAUCCAGACUUUAAGAAGAUUCCAGAGAUUUGUGUCAAAAUGAUAAGGCGCGUCAACGACGAGGAGGGCAUACAAAAACUUGUCACCGAGGUUUUCAUGAAGAUGUGGUUCACCCCUUGCAAUAAGAAUGAUAAGCAUGGCGUUCUAAGGAAAAUAAACCAGAUCAUAGAUGUCGUUAAUACCGCACAUGACACUGGCACAACUUGGUUGGAGGGCCUAUUGAACAGUAUAUUCCAGCCCAAAGAGAGUAUGCUGAAACCGGAUGGUAAUGCUCAAGAACCUGUGAAGAAAAACACCGAGCCUCCACAAGAAAUUAUUCUCGCCUGUCAACAAUUAGCUGAUGGUCUUGUAGAUAGACUUAUUGAACUGGAAGAUACUGAUAAUGAACGAAUGCUGGGCUGCGUAACCACAUUGCAUCUGUUAGCCAAAGUCCGUCCUCAAUUGUUGGUGAGACACGCAAUGACAAUUGAGCCCUAUUUAAAUAUAAAAUGUCAUGCGUCCACGGCUCCAAAGUUCAUAUGUGCUGUUGCCGAUAUUUUAGAAAAGGUUGUACCACUCGUUAACAAUGCCAGUGAAUCGUUUCUUGCUUCUUUGGAGGAACACUUGAUGUUGCUGGUGGUAUCAUUGAAUCAAGCCGUAGUCUCAAGUUGCGUUUCUUGCUUGGGAGCCGUAGUAAAUAAAAUCACCAAGAACUUCAAACUCAUUCGUGAUUGCUUUCAGAAAUUCUACAGAAUAUUGGAUUAUAGUCGCAGCCAAGUUACCCAAAACAAUCAGACUUUCGAAAAUAUCUACACCCCUAUGUUUCGUCGCAGUCUCUUCACCAUCGGCAUUCUAAUGCGAUACUUCGACUUUAAGGCCCCCUUUGUGAUUGGGGACUGCAAUACCAUGUCUCCAACAAUAUGCGACGACGUCUUCGAUUGUAUCAUGUUCUUCAGUAAAUGUUCCAACUACGAAAUUCGAAAACAAUCUCUUAUAGCUUUAGGAUCAUUUUGUGUAAUGAACGACAACUACUUAAUUAAAACAGAGCUAAAGCAAUUUUACUGUGAUAUCCUGAGUUCAGAUAAAAUUGAAGCCAGCGUGAAGAUCAUAUGCAUGCGCAACAUAUGGAUUUACCUAACGGAAUCGGAAAUGAACAUGUACAAUAGGGAGAAGGAGUGGGAGAAGCAGGCCCAGAAUGAGGACUUGAAGGAAAUGAAUGAUGUAUCGUCGGGUAUGGCCAGUCGAGUCAUACAAUUGUAUCUGCAGGAAAUUCUGGAUUGUUUUCUCAACCGAGACGAUUCGGUUCGCCUGUGGGCGGUCAAAGUCGUGCAAAUAGUUCUACGACAGGGCCUGGUCCAUCCCGUGCGCAUGGUGCCCUAUUUGAUCUGCUUGAGCACUGAUUGUAAACUUGAGUCGGCACACCGAGCAGAUGCUCUUUUGAAGGAAAUCGACAGGUCGUACUCUGGAUUUGUCAACAUGAAGGUGCAGUUUGGAUUGCAGCUAUGUUUUAAACUGCAGGAAGUAUUGCAGUAUAACAGUAAAUCAAAGAGCUGUGUCAUUCGAGGUUACAUCAAGCGCGAGUCCGAUGUUUUGCCCACGGCUUUAAAUGAUUUCCUGUACACCCUACUGCGAGCAACUAAACCGCAACGACGAGCUCUUGUCCAGACAGUUACCAAGCAAUUCGACGACCAAAAGACAUCACUGCGCCAAAUGCUGUACAUUGCUGAUAAUUUGGCAUACUUUCCUUAUGUCGUUCAAGACGAGCCGCUCUAUUUGAUACAUCAAAUUGACUUGCUAAUAUCUAUGGCUGGCACCAAUAUAUUGGCAACUUUUAAGGAAUGUUUGAAACCCCCCGAAAAGCAACUUGACGUCCUCGAAGACGACGACGAUGAGGAGGAUCCCGAAGUUCUGUUCAAGCGUUUGCCCGAAAAUACGUCCGAAGUUCAAAGAUGCAUAACAUCUGCACAAGCUUGCAUGCUACUUUUGAUCUUAAAAGAGCAUCUAAAAGAAAUGUACAGUAUAACUGAUAGCAAGAUAUCACGCUAUUCGCCUUCGGAACCCAAACUACACGAGAAGGCCGUCACUAGGAAAAAUGUAUCAGAUUUCAAUCCAGUCAGCACCAUUGAUGUCAUUAAAAAGCAACAUGAUCAAAAGUUUACAUCUCAAACUAAUGGAGCCGCCGAUGUAACCCCCCUAACGGACGAGGAUAAAAUGGACAUUGUACUCAAAUACUUAGACUUUAAACAACUAAUGCUAAAACUUGAUCCGGAAGAUGUCGACUCGGAAGAAGACCAACGCGAAAAAUCCAAAUUAAAUUCCGUUGUAAGAACCGACCUUUCUCCUAUGUCUGUAUUAAAUUCGACUGAAGCCCUUCAACUGCAAAGCGAUAAUGGAAAUAGUGCACGAGCCGGCGAAAGUACAACGACGCCAGUACUGCUAACACCGUCUACGAAAAAUUCGAACUACCCCAUAACAACAUAUUCCCCAGACAAGGAAAACCCCGUUACUCCAGUAUCCAGAAAUACAAAACCUAUAACCGCAUUGAAACCCUCCGUGCGGAAGCAAUCACUUCGGACAAAGCGUAAAAAACGGAAAAUCUCCUCAGACGAGGAUGAAGAAUACACCGAUAGCGAAUGUGCGUAGAAUCUAAGCAUAAUUUCUUGUACAAUAUAACUAUCACUAAUGUUAAAACACACACAAAGACCAUGCACUAAUAUUAGGCUAAGUCGUUCGAAUCAUUGUUUCUAUUAAAAAAAAGUACAUGCAACAAACGUGGGAGAAAUCCCAAAGUGCCUAGGUCGGAAAAUAAACAAAAAAAAAAUAAAAUAAUAAUCAUUGUAUAUAA